AUGCAGCAGCAGGUGUGGGCCUCCUGGUUCCCCCGCUGCCUCUUGCUCAUCAUCACUGCUCACACAUCAGCGUCCACGGACAGAGAGCUGCGGCCGUGUGAUGAGACAGACUACUACUACCAGUACACAGAGUGUGACAGCACAGGGUCACGAUGGAGGGUCGCCAUCCCUCUAAAUUCAGGCUCCUGCUCAGACCUCCCACCUCCCAGCAGAGGAACAGACUGCUCCUUCUCCUGCCCGUCUGGGAAGUUUUUAGAGAUGUCUACACAGCAGUGCACACCAUGUGCAUCUGGCUCUUAUUCACUGGGUAGCGGCCUUCGUUUUGACCAAUGGGACGCCAUCCCUGCAGGCUUCACCAGCCUGGCCAGCUUCCUGGAUCCUGGGCCAACUGGAGACGACAUUCAGGCCUGUAACAGCUCAUCGUGGGCGCCCCAGGGUGUGUAUCUGGAGUCAAACCGUGACGAGUGUACGGUGUCUCUGGUUUACGCCGUUCAUCUGGAGAAACAAGGCUCCGUCUCCUUCACCUACCAAUAUCCAGACAACAACAUCUUCUUUGAGUUCUAUGUCCAGAAUGAGCAGUGCCAGGAAAUGGCCCAGACUGAUGACCAGAAGUGGAUUAAAGUCACCAAUAAUGGAGAAUGGGACACACACACGGUGAGUCUGAAAUCCGGGACAAACAUCUUGUAUUGGAGAACUACCGGCAUCGUGGUGGGAGGGAAGAUGGUCAAACCUGUGCUGCUCAAGAACAUUCAAAUAGAAGGUGUAGCCUACACAUCUGAGUGCUUUCUGUGCCGGCCCGGCUGGUUCAGCUCGGCUCCCGGUUCCUCUUCCUGCCAGCCGUGUCCUAGCAACACCUUCUCCACCAAGGGGGCGUCUUCAUGCACCGCCUGCCCUGAAAACCACUACUCACAUGAGGGAUGGGCUGAGUGUAAGGUGAGGCCGCCUUGCUCGGAGAGAGACUACUUCCAGAUCCACACGGCCUGCGACAGCGAAGGGAAGACGCAGGUUUUGUAUCGGUGGGUGGAACCAAAGAUCUGCGUGGAGAACGUAACGGGGGCCAUGGAGCUGCCUGCGACCGGCCAGAGAGAGCCUUGCCCUCCCUGCAACCCCGGCUACUACAACAGCAAAGACUCCACCUGUUUACCCUGCCCACCAGGAACCCACUCUGACGGCACCAACGCGUGCGCCCAGUGUCCUGCAGGUACAGAGCCAGUGUUGGGUUACGAGUAUAAAUGGUGGAACGUGCUGCCUUCCAACAUGAAGACUUCCUGCUUCAACGUGGGAAACUCCAACUGUGACGACAUGAACGGGUGGGAAGUAGCAGGCGACCACAUUCGCAGUGGAGCCGGCAGCUCAGAUAACGACUAUCUCAUCCUCAGCCUGCAUGUGCCCGGCUUCAAGGUCCCCGCCUCACUUUCAGGGAUGACCGGUACUGAGUUUGGCCGGAUAACCUUUGUGUUUGAGACCAUCUGCUCUUCAGACUGUGAGCUCUACUUCAUGAUGGAUGUGAACAGGAAGAGCACUACAGUGGUGGAGUCGUGGGAAGGAAAUAAGGGGAAACAGUCGUACUCACACAGCAUGACCAGGAACGCCUCUGUCACAUAUACGUGGGCCUUCCAGAGGACUAACCACGCUCUGGACAUGCGUCGUUAUGUCGGUGACAUGGUGAAGCUUUACUCCAUCAGCGUUACCAACGUCCUGGACGGGGUGGCGUCUGCGUGUCGGGCCUGUGCUCUGAUACCCCAGAACUCCCAGCGGGCCGGGUCCGCCUGCAUUCCCUGUCCUGCUGGUUUUUACAUCGACAGAGACACCAACCGCUGCCUGGAGUGUCCGCCAAACACUCACCUGGCAGGACGUCACACCUACGGAGAGGACGCCUGCGUGGCGUGUGGGCCGGGAAGCAUCAGCAACAAGGAGCAUUCACGUUGCUACAGCGACUGCUCCUUCUCCUACACAGACAACAACCGCACGCUGACCUUUGACCUCAGCGCUCUGAGCGAUGUUGCCUCGAUGACUAUCGGCCCAAGUUUCACCUCUAAAGGCACAAAGUACCUUCAUGUGUUCAAUAUCAGCCUGUGUGGUCACGAGGGGAAGAGAGCCGCCAUCUGCACAGAUAACGUCACCGAUGUUUCCAGCAAAGACGACCAGACUGACUCGGCUCAGUUCGUCAACUCAGUGGACGGCUUCAUCUGUCAAUCAACCAUCAUCCCUGCAGAUGGGCGGGGCUUCAGGAUGGCCAUUUCCUCCCAGUCCAUCAGCCUCGCAGACACUUUCAUCGGAGUGACAGCAGACACCGUCCUCGAUGGUGUGAACGCUAAACCAGACCUUUUCCCAGAAAACUUGAAGAAUGUUCCAGACAUCAGCUUCUUCUACAGGUCAAACCAGCCGACAGCUUCCUGUGAUCAGGGUCGGAGUUCAGUAAUCAGUGUUCGCUGCAACCCAGAGAAGUCUGAACGUGGAGAGCUGGCUGUGCCCAGCUCCUGUCCUGCAGGAACAUGUGAUGGGUGUUCGUUCCACUUCCUGUGGGAGAGCGCUAGUGCGUGUCCGCGCUGCACUGAGGAUGACUACCACCAGAUAGAGGGAGCGUGCAAAGGAGGCGUCCAGGAAACUCUGUAUGUUUGGAACGAGCCAAAGUUGUGCACCAAAGGUGUAUUGUUGCCUGCUCGAAGCUCCUCCCCGUGUGAGGCCAUCGCUCUGUGGCUGAAGGUCGGGGUUGGUGGCGGAGCCUUCGUGGCCGUGUUGCUCAUCUCCCUCACCUGCUAUUUCUGGAAGAAAAACAAGAGGCUGGAAUACAAGUACUCUCGUCUGGUGAUGUCUGCCAACAAGGAGUGUGAGCUGCCAGCUGCUGACAGCUGUGCCCUGGCUGAAGGAGAGGAGCAGGACGAUGACGUGGUCUACACCCAGAAACCCUCCCUGCUGGGAAAGCUCCGAGCUAUCGCCAACAAGCACGAAGGCGGAGACAGAAGUGAAUCCGUGCAGCUGAACUCCUCCCAGUCUGAUCGAUGGGUGCUCGGAUAAACAAACACCAACAGAGAGAAAGAGUUCAAUAACGGAGGAACAGUCAGUCAGUGAUAGUACUGUCACUGUCCACCUCCUUAUGUGUCCUUUGACCCCCACCCUCACCCCUCUCCCUCUUUGUUGUGGGAGUGGGGGCACCAACACAGAUCCCAGUUUUAACUGGAGAACGGUUGCCUCUAGGAUGCUAGCAGAAACUGGACAACUGCUUUUACUCCUCGACCCUAG
Messenger RNA from Scomber japonicus (chub mackerel), 3243 nucleotides. RefSeq names its product endosome-lysosome associated apoptosis and autophagy regulator family member 2b (gene elapor2b). NCBI's taxonomy places the organism in Eukaryota, Metazoa, Chordata, Actinopteri, Scombriformes, Scombridae. The record is from RefSeq and is a predicted model, not a curated record. Gene Ontology annotation, biological process: positive regulation of BMP signaling pathway. The coding region runs from base 1 to 3018 and encodes 1005 amino acids. The transcript is spliced from 22 exons.